CUGCGGCUGUCGCGGAAAUAAAACGUCAGUGCUACUUCGGCUUUCUUCGCAUUUUGUCGGAGAAAACCGUCACUCACUUACUCCAACGUCUCGCUAGCUUUGAUAAUCCUUUUCUUUUCUUUUCUUUUUUAAAUAACACUUUAACUGUGGUGAUAGAUAAUUUUUUUUAAUGCGUGUAUUUUAACCAUUUGAACAUUUUUGUUUUAUUUAUAACAACGUGCCGGAUUUUUUGUUAGCAUUUUAGCAUCUAAUUACCAGCUAAGAGCUGUAUUAUAGUGGUCAUCACCUACUUUUGUGUGUUAUUUAUUUGUUUAUGUGCUCAAGCUAGUAAUUUAUGUUUGUCCACUUAACUGUGAAUUUUAUUUUUUUCUCCCGUUAACAAAUGCAGCUAUUUCUUAAUAUAAAAUGUGACCUGUGACCGCACAUUGUCGCUGUUUGACAGCUAACUCUGUGUCUCGUCGCUCAUUUCAGAGUAUGUGGGUCUUCUCUCUGAGGCUGUGGGACCGUCAUUUUGUUCUGAAUUUGUUUCCUCUGCGGACUUUGGAUAACACAUCUUCUGAGUGCUUCAGUGAAUAAAACGUGUGCUUGUAGUGGUGAUAGCGGCUUCUUGAAGGAGGUGUGUGUUCAUGCGUGUGUGUGCAUCGAUCAGCUGCAUCAGCAUGUUGCCACCUGUGAAGAAGGACCGGGUUAUUACUCAGCUCCCAAAGUGUUUUAGUGCAAAUGCAGCGCUACACACCAAAGAAGGCUUCCACCCGAACGUGAAGGCUGCAUGCCAGGUCCAGAAAGCAGACACAGUGAGCUUUAAUGUUGCUAAGGUCAUCGUCGUGGGUGAUGUUGCAGUUGGCAAAACGUGUCUGAUCAGCAGGUUCUGUAAGGGUGCGUUUGAGAAGAACUACAAAGCGACUAUAGGGGUGGAUUUUGAGAUGGAGCGCUUUGAGGUGCUUGGUGUUCCCUUCAGUUUACAGCUGUGGGAUACAGCAGGUCAGGAGCGCUUCAAGUGUAUCGCUUCCACCUAUUACAGAGGAGCACAAGCCAUUAUUGUCGUGUUUGACUUAAGCAGUGUGGGCUCACUGGCUCAUGCCAGGCAGUGGCUGGAAGAUGCUAUGAAGGAAAAUGACCCGUCCAGUGUCUUAUUGUUCCUUGUCGGUACCAAGAAGGACCUCAGUUCUCCUGACCUGUUGGCUCAGAUUGAGCAGGAAGCCAUGAGGCUCUCUGAGGAAAUCAAAGCAGAGUACUGGGCCGUGUCUGCAAAGUCAGGAGAUGGUGUGAAGGACUUCUUCUUCCGUGUGGCUUCUUUGACUUUUGAGGCCAAUGUUUUAUCUGAGCUGGAGCGGAGCGGGUCGAGGCAUGUUGGUGACAUAAUCAGGAUCACAGACAGCACAGAGACCAGCCAUAAACCAAAGAAGAAGCCCAACUGCUGCUGAGAUUGGAUGAAUAUCUGCUGGAAAUUUUCUGAAGCAAAACGAAAACGGGACAUGCAACAGGAAAAUUAAGAUAAAAUGCGAACUGUACGGCUCGCUGUGAAUAUCAUGAGUAGAACCCAUGAAAGAAAGGUCACAGUGCUGAUAAUAACCUGAGAAGGAUUCAGCAAUAGGUCAAGAUGUAAAUUCUAAGUGGUUCCUGUAAACAGGCCUGUCAGCUGACUGAUCUGAGCAGUGUAAUCUCAGGAAUGUUUACAGCUGACUGCGGCGACAACAAACCGGCCAUUGUGAUGUCCCUGAUUAUGUAAACGUUUAUGAGAAGAGGAAGAUUAUUCUCCACUACAACCACCAUUAAAUUGCACUUUGUUGAUGCCUUUAAAACAUCUGUUUGAAGGAGCGUUUUUCUCCUGCUGAAAUGUCAGUGAUGGGCUGAAUGCAUUUUUUUAAAAGAAGGGGGGAGUGGGCCUUAGAGGCCUCCUGUCAUGUGUCUCUCUGCUGCUAAUUUGAUGCGUACGCCAACUCCAGUGACCACGGUCACACCCGUUACACAUCCCUCUCCUCUGAGAUAACUGUUCUCAUGAUCUUGAAAAUGGAGGGAUUGUUUGCAGGAAUGGGAAAAAGCAGCAAGCUCAAUCUGCUUCCACUGAAUUUCGUCAGUAAGCCAGACAGCAAGAACGUGGGUGUCUUGGAUAUAUUGUUUUAACUCAUAUUAUACAGAUUCUUUAGGUAUUGAAAUCUUUCCCACACCUCCACAGUGUUGUAAAUAAUAUAAAAGAGGCUAAAUUAAAUUGUUAUCAUCACAUCUCUAACUAUAAACCAAGGUAAAAUUACAUUCUCUAUC
Molecule: messenger RNA, 2262 nt
Organism: Haplochromis burtoni (Burton's mouthbrooder)
Lineage: Eukaryota; Metazoa; Chordata; Actinopteri; Cichliformes; Cichlidae
Gene: rab34b
Product: RAB34, member RAS oncogene family b
Exons: 11
Coding region: 627-1424 (265 amino acids)
Biological process (GO): endocytosis; phagosome-lysosome fusion
Molecular function (GO): GTPase activity; GTP binding
Source: RefSeq, a predicted model, not a curated record